AUGGCGCAAAUUGAUCCCACUGCAUUGAUUCAAGCAUAUAUUCCAUUUGCUAAAUCAAGUCAAAGUCUUGAUUCUGAAAAACAAUCAAUGAUGCGAUCUGCUGCGAAGAAUUGCACUGUACUAAAUUCGUCGGUGUCUAAUUCAGGACAAAGCACGUCAAGAACAUGCGAAAUUGUUGAACGUGAACGUGGAUACGAAAUGGCUGCCAGUGCUAAUUCUGGGUCAACCUCAAAUCAUGCACCACCGUCAUUUGACUCUACAGGACUACGUAUGAUUCAAACGAAUUAUCGAGAUAGUUCGUCAUCACCACGUUCACCUCCAGCUCGAUGCGCCAAGCGGUUAAAAAAUAAUUCAUCCACAUCGUCAGCGCGUAGCUCAAGUGUGAGCAGUACUGUUAGUACGUUAUCAGCAGUUAUUAAUCUUAAUAAUCAAUCGCCAAAAAGUCAUGCUGUCUCGGACACUCCACAUAAAAGUGCAGGAAAACAUCUGAACAAUGCAAAUUCUAUCCAAGCGAAUGUUGGAUCGACAAAACUCACGAAGUAUUUUGCUCGAGACAUGCUCCAUGGCACAAAUAAUGUUAGACGACUUAAUUCUCCGCCAGUUCGCAUUAACUCUCACCUGGAUCUUGCAAAUCAUAAUGGCUAUGAUGAUAACAGACCAUCAACGUCUAAAUGUUUUACAUCGGGAUCGAAGAUCCUACUAAAUGGUGCAGUAAAACGGCGUAUGGACAUAAAUACUAGUCACACUUCCACCAGAAAAAUGGAAUCUCAGGGUAAUAGAAUUCUGAACGGUAAAGCUGAAGGGAAACGAUUGAUACCAGAAAGCAGCGAAUUGGAAACCAGAUUCCCUGCAAAUAGUCGUACAGUAUUUUAUGCAACAUGGGAAGGCAGCCGUGUUCUGAAUCCGGAUGGUCGUAAUGUUGGUGUUGGACUUUGUAACUAUUCCAACGACUGCUUUUUAAACGCUGUUCUUCAGAUUAUUUUGCACUGCAUUCCGUUUGCACGAUAUCUUGGCGAGCAUCUCCCCUUAUUUUCUUGUGUGAAGGAUUGUGUCGCUUGUGGUCUGGCGAGAUUUAUAAGGUAUUCAAUGUCGAGCAGACAACCAUUCAAACCAGCUUGGAUUAGUUUCAUUCUAGAAAAGGCAUUUCCAUCUCACCUGUUAGGUGCACAGGAAGAUGCUCAUGAAGCUCUGAAUCACAUACUGGAUGCUCUCGAUUCAGAAGCACGGAAUGGAAUGUCCUCUUCUGAUCGUAAUUUCUCAGAUCCAUUGAAUGGACCACGCUUUUCAACACCAGUGGAACAACUUUUUGUCGGGACAUUACGAAAUCAAAUUCAGUGUUCGGCUUGUUCCGCAAUACUAAUAAAUUACGAGCGCUUUCGGGAGCUUAACCUUGGCAUAAAGAAAACAGGUUAUGAUAGGCGGAUAACUUUGGAGGAUUUGCUCGACGAUUAUUUUGGCAGCGAAGUGUUGAACAGUUUUAAAUGCACUAACUGUAAGAGGACGACGCAAAUUCAACGUAGUUCACGUAUUCUGCGUGCACCGAACCUUUUACUUAUCCAGAUAAAACGGUUCAAUUCGUUUGGUGGAAAAAUAGGCGUUCAUGUUAAUUUCAAUUUGAGGCUGGAUCUCGAACAAUAUAUUCAUCGUGGAGGAGAAUCACAUGUUUACGAACUUACUGGUAUUGUUCAACAUAUGGGUAAUGCAGUGGAACAUGGUCAUUAUAUUGCUGUUGUAAGAGGUUUUGAUGGUAGAAGUUAUUAUAUGUUCGAUGAUGAACAGCGUCACAGAGUUUCUCUAUCUGAACUGCACAAUACACAGGCGUACAUGCUGUUGUACGUUCGUUGUGAUGCAUUCAGGAAUUCCGUCUCAUCUUCGGUAGCAUUGAGUGCUGCAAAUGAAACACAGAACGAUGCACCUACCAGGAAUCGAGUGAUGAAGCGUCCAUAUAUACAAAUAUCAAUGGAUACUUAA
Molecule: messenger RNA, 1971 nt
Organism: Brugia malayi
Lineage: Eukaryota; Metazoa; Nematoda; Chromadorea; Rhabditida; Onchocercidae
Product: Ubiquitin carboxyl-terminal hydrolase family protein
Exons: 13
Coding region: 1-1971 (656 amino acids)
Biological process (GO): regulation of apoptotic process; protein deubiquitination
Cellular component (GO): cytosol; nucleus
Molecular function (GO): cysteine-type endopeptidase activity; cysteine-type deubiquitinase activity
Source: RefSeq, a predicted model, not a curated record